Molecule: messenger RNA, 1699 nt
Organism: Juglans microcarpa x Juglans regia
Lineage: Eukaryota; Viridiplantae; Streptophyta; Magnoliopsida; Fagales; Juglandaceae
Product: auxin-responsive protein SAUR78
Exons: 1
Coding region: 304-687 (127 amino acids)
Biological process (GO): response to auxin
Source: RefSeq, a predicted model, not a curated record
UACCGGUUUGCGCCUCUCAAAUGCCCCUCACCACUUCUCUCCCUCCCUCCCUUCCUUCCUUCAUGAAUUGAAUUCUAAUUUCUCAAUUAAAACGGAUGACUUGUUGAUGUCAGUCCCACAUUCCCAGCACCGGAAAACAACGACCUUGCACCCACUCUCACCCCCUCUUUCGCUAUUUUUAUACACUCUCUUCAGUGUGUUAAUCAAGUCUCCCCAAUCUCUCACCAUUACCAUUCCUCCUCAUUCUCUCUCUCUCUCUCUGAUCUCUCUCUCUGUGUGCCUGAAAGGAAGAAGAAAAAAGAAAUGAAGAAAAUCAACAUGAUACUGAGGAAGUGCAAGAGCCUGUCAAGGCAACUGGGGAGAUCUUCUUCAUACAGCAGCUUACGGUCCAAAUCAACAAGGGAAGAAUUAUGGAAUGGUGACAUGCAAGAUGAUGACGAACAUCACAAAACUGUAUUCGUGGGAAGCACCAGAAAGCGAUACGUGAUUAGCUCCAAGUACCUUAGCCAUCCUCUUAUAGAUGCCCUCAUCGACAAAACCAAGCACAAGACUUCUUCAGGGGAUGAUAUUUUGGUGGUCAGGUGUGAGGUGGUUCUAUUCGACCAUCUCUUAUGGAUGCUUGAGAAUGCAGACCCAAAUCUCAGCUCCGAGUGCUUGCAGGAAUUGGCUGAGCUCUAUGUUUUCUGAGGCCCCUAAUGCUUGAGGUCUGGUGUUCAGGGACAGAAGCAUACUGGGGUUCAUCUCAGGUUGUGGCUUUUGCAUCUGAGAAUUGUAAGUGCAUGCAUGGCUCAUUUCUUCUUCUUCUUCCUGAUGCAUAUGAUUGAUUUCUGUCAUAACUCCUUGGGAAAUUGACAGACCCAACACAUGAUCCAUGAGUUUCUGUUGUUCCAUUCCAUGAUUCUUUAUCCUUAAAUGUAAGUUAAUAAAUACAAAUUAAUCAAAACAUGCCUUGUAUUUAGAUAGUUUUUUGUUUCCUUUUUUAGACAUCCUUAAAUUUUGAGUAUUAAUUGGAGGGGGAGCACUUGGAAUUAAUCCAUUAUUUAUAACUUUUAUCCAUUUUCUUUAAUUAAAAACACAGUGACAAUGAUGAGUCUUAUUGGUACGUGAAAAUUAAUUUUCAAAACAAAAAAGUUAGGUACAAUUAAAGGUGUAUUCCAUAGGCAAGAUCUGGAUCUGCCCAAAAUGUUUGUUCAUUUAGGAAGGUAGCAGCACAUAUAGUGAUCAUGGCAACCCCGCUGGCCGGGGCCAGCCACUUUGCAGUUUUCAUAAUCUACCAGGGGACAUGGAGGAACUAAAGUUGAAGAUGGGCGUGCAUUGGAGUUCGAUAUAGACGGUAUACCAUGUUAGCUGUUUACAACUUACGAGGGUCCUAGGAUCAAUCACAACGCAUGAAUACAGUCAAGUUUCAGAGAGAGAGAGAGACAGACGAAUCAUCCAUAAUAAGAUGUGUUAUGACGAUUAUAAGUAGACUAUCAUGCCUUGGAACCCAUUUCAAGAAAGCUAGCUGGAGCACACGGAUCAAGAUCUCCCAACAAGUUUUUGUCUUAACUUUAAGGUAUAAAGUCAGAUAUAUACACAAUAAAUACGCGUAACAAUAUUUAUUUGGUGUUGUCCGCCAAUACUCACGCAUAUAGCUGUAGAUAUCAUAUAAUCCACUAUAUAUAUAUCUCUCUCUCACUUUAGUCAUAAUAUUCAUACA